AUGGUUGAUGAAAUAAAAAUCAAAAUCGAAGAAAUAAACCGAAAUAAGAUCACAUUUACAAUAUUCAAUGACAAUAACAAAGCAUCCUUCCCAAAAAACGAAGAGAACUGCCAACUUACUUUUACUAACUCUUUUUCAUUGAAUAAAAAACUACCCAAUAGAACUUCAAGUGGACCAGACUACAUUCCUUCAAUAAUCCACAUCAACAUCAUCACAAAGGCUUGUGAGGAUGAUAAACUCAUCCCUGAUGAACAAUUUGGAUUCAAGAGACAACACUCCACGACCCAUGCAGCUCACGUAGUAACUGACGUACUCCACAGCCUCCACCACAAAGAACUUGCUGCAGCAGUGCUGAUCAAUCAGGAAAAAGUAUUCGACUCGAUAUGA
This is a messenger RNA of Cotesia congregata, 387 nucleotides long. Lineage: Eukaryota; Metazoa; Arthropoda; Insecta; Hymenoptera; Braconidae. The record is from the annotation of a GenBank genome assembly.